This is a messenger RNA of Peromyscus maniculatus bairdii (prairie deer mouse), 805 nucleotides long. The record is from RefSeq and is a predicted model, not a curated record. Lineage: Eukaryota; Metazoa; Chordata; Mammalia; Rodentia; Cricetidae.
UGUAAGAGUUCCUAAAGGAGGAGCCUGAGGAAGCCUUCCCAUCAGCACAGUUCCUGAGGUGGCCUUACUGAGGAAGUUGGAGGCCUUUGAGCAUCCCAGUGUUGUACACCUAAUGGAUGUCUGUGCUACUUCCCGAACGGACCGAGACAUCAAGGUGACCCUAGUGUUUGAGCAUAUAGACCAGAACCUAAGGACAUACUUGGACAAAGCACCCCCACCAGGCUUUCCAGUUGAGACCAUCAAGGAUCAUCUGAGGCGGCAGUUUCUAAGCGGCCUAGAUUUUCUUCAUGCAAAUUGCAUUGUUCACCGAGACCUGAAACUAGAGAACAUUCUUUUGACUAGUAAUGGGAGAGUCAAGCUGGCUGACUUUGGCCUCACCAGAAUCUACAGCUACCAGAUGGCCCUCACACCUGUGGUUGUUACACUCUGGUACCGAGCUCCUGAGGUUCUUCUGCAGUCUACCUAUGCAACACCUGUGGACAUAUGGAGCGUGGGCUGUAUCUUUGCAGGGAUGUUUCGUCGAAAGCCUCUCUUCUGUGGAAACUCUGAAGCUGACCAAUCGGACAAAAUCUUUGAUCUCAUUGGCUUGCCUCCAGAAGAUGAUGAGAUACCUCAAGAGGUAUUUCUAGCCCAAGGAGCCUUUUCCCCCAGAGGGCCUCGGCCAGUGCAGUCAGUGGUGCCGGUAAUGGAGGAACCUGGAGCGCAGCUGCAGCUGGAGAUGCUGGUUUUUAACCCACAUAAGCAGAUCUUUGCCUUCCGAGCCCUGCAGCACUCUUAUCACAAGGAAGAAAGUGACACAGAUUGA